Messenger RNA from Knipowitschia caucasica, 1161 nucleotides. The record is from the annotation of a GenBank genome assembly. NCBI's taxonomy places the organism in Eukaryota, Metazoa, Chordata, Actinopteri, Gobiiformes, Gobiidae.
AUGAAGAGAAAGAAGGGGAAGAAGAGGAAGAAGGGGAAGAAGAGGAAGGAGAGGAAGAAGAGGAAGAAGGGGAAGAAGGGGAAGAAGCGGAAGAAGGGGAGGAAGAUGAAGAAGAGAAAGAAGGGGAAGAAGAGGAAGAAGGGGAGGAAGAUGAAGGGGAAGAAGAGGAAGAAGGGGAAGAAGAGGAAGAAGCGGAAGAAGGGGAAGAAGAUGAAGAAGAGAAACAAGGGGAAGAAGAGGAAGAAGGGGAAGAAGAGGAAGAAGGGGAAGAAGGGGAAGAAGGGGAAGAGGAAGAAGAGGAAGAAGAGGAAGAAGGGGAAGAAGAGGAAGAAGAGGAAGAAGGGGAAGAAGAUGAAGAAGAGAAACAAGGGGAAGAAGAGGAAGAAGGGGAAGAAGAGGAAGAAGGGGAAGAAGGGGAAGAGGAAGAAGAGGAAGAAGUGGAAGAAGAGGAAGAAGGGGAAGAAGAGGAAGAAGAGGAAGAAGGGGAAGAAGGGGAAGAGGAAGAAGAGGAAGAAGCGGAAGAAGGGGAAGAAGAUGAAGAAGAGAAACAAGGGGAAGAAGAGGAAGAAGGGGAAGAAGAGGAAGAAGGGGAAGAAGAGGAAGAAGAGGAAGAAGAGGAAGAAGAGGAAGAAGGGGAAGAAGAGGAAGAAGAGGAAGAAGAGGAAGAAGGGGAAGAAGAGGAAGAAGGGGAAGAAGAGGAAGAAGAGGAAGAAGAGGAAGAAGGGGAAGAAGCGGAAGAAGGGGAAAAAGAUGAAGGGGAAGAAGGGGAAGAGGAUGAAGAAGGGGAAGAAGAGGAAGAAGGGGAAGAAGAGAAAGAAGGGGAAGAAGAGGAAGAAGGGGAAGAAGAGGAAGAAGGUGAAGAAGAGGAAGAAGGGGAAGAAGAGGAAGAAUGGGAAGAAGAGGAAGAAUGGGAAGAAGAGGAAGAAGGGGAAGAAGGGGAAGAAGAGGAAGAAGCGGAAGAAGGGGAAGAAGAGGAAGAAGGGGAAGAAGAGGAAGAAGCGGAAGGGGAAGAAGAGGAAGAAGAGGAAGAAGAUGAAGAAGGGGAAGAAGAGGAAGAAGAGGAAGAAGAGGAAGAAGGGGAAGAAGCGGAAGAAGGGGAAGAAGAGGAAGAAGGGGAAGAAGCGGAAGAAGAUGAAGAAGAGGAAGAAGGGAAAGAAGUGA